Molecule: messenger RNA, 1133 nt
Organism: Cyprinus carpio (common carp)
Lineage: Eukaryota; Metazoa; Chordata; Actinopteri; Cypriniformes; Cyprinidae
Gene: mdkb
Product: midkine b
Molecular function (GO): growth factor activity
Source: RefSeq, a predicted model, not a curated record
ACGUGGAGAGAGAGAGAGAGAGAGAGAGUGUGUAAGUGCACAGCUAUGCGACCAGCUCAAACUAGUUCGGAGAAACACAAAGAGCAGCAGAGAUCAUAGAGAGAGCUGAACACAGACACACGCUCACAACACAGCAUCAUAUUUACAGCAAUAAGAAUGCGGAGUUUAUUCUCUAUAGCACUUGUGCUGCUGGUGGUGUUGAUGAUCACCGUGGAAGCCAGUAUGAAGAAAAAAGAAAAGGGCAAAGAGCCCAAAGCAGAUGCUGAGUGCAGUGAAUGGCAGUUUGGGAAAUGCGUGCCCAACAGCGGCGACUGUGGCGCCGGCAUUCGAGAGGCGACCUGCAACGAACAGACAAAGAAAACCAAGUGCAAAGUCCCAUGCAACUGGAAGAAAGACUUUGGUGCUGACUGCAAGUACAAGUUUGGUCGCUGGGCCGAAUGUGACACUACUACAGGAACCAGAAGCAGGUCUGGGACAUUGAAGAAGGCACUGUUCAACGCUGAAUGCCAGACCAACAUUAAAGUGUCCAAACCUUGCACCCCAAAGACCCCCAAACCCAAGGGAGGUGAGAAGAAGAAAGGAAAAGGGAAGGAAAACUAACUUGAAGACAACCCCAACAACCCCAUUGCCCACUCAGUGGUACAUUCCUAUGUGACACUCCCAAAUCCUCCAAAAGGUGAAUGCUGAGAGGAAAAAAAACUGUAGCCCUACCUAUUGUUUUUAUUUCCACUUUCUUUGUUUUGUAAUUAGUAAAUGUAUGUGUCUAUGCUGUUGUAGUUUGAUCUCUGUAGCGAAUUCUUAAUUGUAAUUGACUUUGCAUGUAUAAAACGGGCCGCAGCAAAUCUGUUGUCUAACAAAUUGUCUUUACUAAAGAGAAAAACUGGCGAGAGCCUAAUUAUGCCCCUAAACAAAAGUAUUUGUAAAUUACAACAAACCGAAUGAAGAAGAUUUCUGUACGUUAUAACAUGUAAGCUGAAUGCUUAAACGAACGUCGCUCCUGGAAGUAACGGCCUAUAUAAAAGUAUCUAUGUUUAUAAAUGUUUAUGGUUUUAGAUUUGAUGGAUGUACAAUCAAAUUUACAACACUAACUGAUUACUUCUACAGGUUGUGAAUAAAUGAAAGUGUAUUUUCAA